Physcomitrium patens is the source of this 2648-nucleotide messenger RNA. RefSeq lists its product as uncharacterized. The record is from RefSeq and is a predicted model, not a curated record. NCBI's taxonomy places the organism in Eukaryota, Viridiplantae, Streptophyta, Bryopsida, Funariales, Funariaceae.
UCCCCGACCCGCGAACACAAGAUGGAAUCGAUAGCGGGUGUAACAUGAAUGCUGCAUUUCACACGUUCCCCUAGAUUUUUGGUGUUGCAGCGACGAUGAUGCACAAGGAGUCACAAAAUUAACUAGAGGUGUCGUGAAUUAAGGGGCGAGGAAAUGAAUUGCCUGUCGCAGGUGAUGAGCCUUGUACCGCAUGGUGGUCAAUCUGAGGUGCUCUGUAACCCAAUUCGUGGGCGAGUUUUCGCUCACCGUAAUGGAGAACUUGCGAGGUCAUCAGGAAUUUCGAAAUAUGGUUGCAGGAUGCGGCGGAUGGAAUUUCAUUUGGAGAUUGGUCGGAAAUGGGAUGGGCCGGCGGGUCGCUGGGAACAUCAUUGCUGUGCAUGUGAUUGGAGAGCUCUGCAUGCACCGGGACGUGAUUCAGAUAGACAUUUUGUUAAGAAGAAUCCUGUGCGGUGCGCGCAAGUCGUUCUGACCGAUUCGGAGUCUACAACGAGCGAGUGCCUGGCAAGCAGUUCAGAGAGAGGUUUGUUCCAGAUUGCGGGGCUCAUCGGGGCGGCCACGCUUGUAAGCAAGGUGAUAGGGUUAGCACGGGAAGCAGCGCUUGCAGCUGUUUACGGAGUGGGUCCAGUGAUGAAUGCAUUCAAUUAUGCAUCAAUAGUGCCGGGUUUUUUCCUGACGAUGCUCGGAGGAAUCAAUGGACCCUUUCACUCUGCUAUGACUGCCGCUCUCAGUAAGCGCCGGAAGGAGGAUGGGCAGAAGCUUCUCACUAGCGUAUCAUUGCUCUCUGGGUUGGCGUGUACUGGCUUCAGUAUAUUGAUCUUCUUAAACGCUGGCCUUCUUAUUGAUACACUAGCCCCCGGCCUGUUGGUGGCAGCUGACGGAAUUCUCACAAGGAGAAUUGCCAUUAUACAGCUAAAAAUGAUGGCUCCAUGCGCAUUGCUUGCAGCCCUAAUUGGAUUAGGUUUUGGCACCUUGAGUGCGAAUGGCAUAUUUGGGAUUCCAUCGCUGAGUCCAGCCUUGUCAAGUAUCUCCAUCCUCGCUGCAGUCGCUCUCCAUGUUUCAAUUUUCAGUCAUUUAAAUGCCACGCCUGCACAACAAGCUCUAGCUGGCGGCAUUAGCUUGGCGAUCGGGUCCACAUGUGGCGCCUUCCUACAGUGGGGGGUGCAAGUCUUUGCCCAGCAAAAAGUAGGUAUUCAUGGAUUACAUCUCUCCUGGAUCAACCCUUUCAAAGAAACGGGGAUUUAUGAAGUUCUGGCAGUUAUGGUACCUGCUGCACUAAAUUCUGGGAUGACGCAAGUAGCAACAUUCACGGAUCUUCACUUUGCCUCUUAUAUACCUGGUGCAGCUGCGGCACUUGGGUAUGCUAACCUGUUAGUUAUGGCACCGUUAGGGAUCCUCUCCAGCCCAGUUCUUCUUUCUCUACUCCCUAUCUACUCCCGGCUCACUCGCGAUGAGCAGAGACCAGCCCUGAGAGACUGUGUACAACAAGGACUCUUGCUAUCGAUGGCACUUACGUUGUCCCUGACAGCUGUCAUGAUUCCUUUAGCGCGGCCCACAGUUCGAUUUGCGUUUCAGAGAAGGACGUUUGAUGCUUCAGCCACCAGCAUGGUGUCAUCGCUCCUCACUUGCUAUGUUUCAGGGUCGACGUUUUACUUAAUGAGGGAUGUGCUAGUUCAAGUUUUCUAUGCCUUGGGUGACGGACGCACACCCCUUUACAUCACCUUGGCUGGUGUCGUUGCCAACGGCAUUUUCGACUGGCUUCUGGUUCGUUGCUCAGGUUUCGGAGCUGCUGGAUUGGUUAUAGCUACUAUGACCGUAAAUUUUGCCUCUGCAGGAUUGCUUCUUUCCAUACUUUCAAAGAGGCUUGAGGGAUUCCGAAUGGCGUGGCACCCGCCACUACUAGUGCUAAUGGGUUGCGGUAUCUAUACAGCCGUUGUGACGGAAGCUGCAUACGACCAGAUCUUUCUGCUCCUGUCUUCAUUCAUCAACUCUGGGAUGUCGAAUUUCUUGGCUCUUGGUUUGGCGACAAGUUUUGGAUUUGCGUCAUUCUUUGCGCCACUUUUGCUUUUUAGAUCCUCUGAAAUUUCCUGGGCGAUGCAACUUCUUCAAAUGAAAUCGAAAACUUGACAUCACUUCAUCCUUCCCGUGACCCCAAUGACAGAUGCGGUGUCAUGACAUGUUAGUGCAGGUCACAUAUUGGAACCUAUUAGUCCUACAUCACGUUUUUGUGGCAAAGGAUGGGAUUGAGAUUUUAACGUGGAAAAGGUUAUGCUGUCAGUUCUCCCACAGUUCAGGAGCAGUCUCUGAAGACCUCACUGCACACUGAGAUCUGGGAGCCUGCCAGAGUUCAGAGCAACGCAUGAGAUUGGGUCAGUAAUCAGAUUGUCUUGUUUUGACAUGCUAAAAGUAUUCAACUCAUCGUCAAGGUUGUGACUUCUAAGCCCUCUGGUUUACGUGGCAUGUGUAAAGUUUUCAGAUGGUCGAGAAAAGUUAAAAGAGCAACAUUAGAGGGAAUAUGACACGCUCGAAAUUGACGUGAUUGAUAGUUUGUUCAUAGUGACUAAUGGGUUUUUGACAAUGGACUGAUGAAGUUUGAUCGGAAGAAUGGCCAUUUCUGCUGCUUAUGUUUGGUGGUAUCAAAUUUUGCAUUA